CCGGCCCCGCGGCCCGCCCCGGAGCGGCCCUCGCCUGCCAGACAUGACCGCCAUCAUCAAAGAGAUCGUCAGCAGGAACAAAAGGCGCUACCAAGAGGAUGGCUUCGACCUGGACCUGACCUAUAUUUAUCCAAACAUAAUUGCUAUGGGUUUUCCUGCGGAGAGGCUUGAAGGAGUAUACCGGAACAAUAUUGAUGAUGUAGUAAGGUUUUUGGAUUCAAAGCAUAAAAACCAUUACAAGAUAUACAAUCUAUGUGCUGAAAGACAUUAUGAUACCGCCAAAUUUAACUGCAGAGUUGCACAGUACCCUUUUGAAGACCAUAACCCACCACAGUUAGAGCUUAUCAAACCUUUUUGUGAAGAUCUUGACCAAUGGCUAAGUGAAGAUGACAAUCAUGUUGCAGCAAUCCACUGUAAAGCUGGAAAGGGACGAACUGGUGUAAUGAUAUGUGCAUAUUUGUUGCAUCGAGGCAAGUUUUUAAAGGCUCAAGAAGCCCUAGAUUUCUAUGGGGAAGUAAGGACCAGAGACAAGAAGGGAGUCACAAUUCCCAGUCAGAGACGCUACGUGUACUACUAUAGCUACCUGUUAAAGAAUCACCUUGAUUACAGACCAGUGGCACUGCUGUUUCACAAGAUGAUGUUUGAAACAAUUCCCAUGUUCAGUGGCGGAACUUGCAAUCCUCAGUUUGUGGUGUACCAGUUAAAGGUAAAGAUAUUCACCUCCCCUUCAGGACCCUCAAGACGUGAAGACAAGUAUAUGUACUUUGAAUUCCCUCAACCUUUGCCGGUAUGCGGUGAUAUCAAAGUGGAGUUCUUCCACAAACAGAACAAGAUGUUGAAAAAGGACAAAAUGUUUCACUUUUGGGUAAAUACAUUCUUCAUAGGACUGGAUGAAAAUUCAGACAAAGUAGAAAAUGGAAGUCUAGUUGCAGAUCAGGAACUUGAUGGUAUUUUCAGUACAGAGCGCUCAGAUAAUGACAAGGAAUAUUUAAUCCUUACAUUAACAAAAAAUGAUCUAGACAAAGCAAAUAAAGACAAAGCCAACAGAUAUUUUUCUCCAAACUUCAAGGUGAAGCUAUUUUUCACAAAAACGGUAGAAGAGCCAUCAAAUCCAGAGGCUAGCAGUUCAACUUCUGUAACACCAGAUGUUAGUGACAAUGAACCUGAUCAUUACAGAUACUCUGACACCACUGACUCUGAUCCAGAGAAUGAACCUUUUGAUGAAGAUCAGCAUACGCAGAUUACAAAAGUCUGAAUAUUUUUUUUUUAUCGGAGAUAAAAAAAAAAGAAAAAAAAUGCGAAGAAUGACAAACUUGAAUAAACUGAAAAAAGGACCUUUUUAAAUGGCAAUAGGACAUAGUGUCAGAUUACCAGUUAUAGGAACAAUUCUUUCCUGACCAAUCUUGUUUUGCCCUAUAAAUCUACAGGUUUGACACUUGUCCAGUUGAAUAAAAAUGGUUACGUAGCUCUGA
Messenger RNA from Centrocercus urophasianus (Greater sage-grouse), 1472 nucleotides. RefSeq names its product phosphatase and tensin homolog (gene PTEN). The transcript has 9 exons. Gene Ontology annotation, cellular component: plasma membrane; nucleus; cytosol. Gene Ontology annotation, biological process: phosphatidylinositol dephosphorylation; cell motility; regulation of phosphatidylinositol 3-kinase/protein kinase B signal transduction. Gene Ontology annotation, molecular function: phosphatidylinositol-3,4,5-trisphosphate 3-phosphatase activity; phosphatidylinositol-3,4-bisphosphate 3-phosphatase activity; inositol-1,3,4,5-tetrakisphosphate 3-phosphatase activity. Bases 44 to 1255 code for a protein of 403 amino acids. The record is from RefSeq and is a predicted model, not a curated record. NCBI's taxonomy places the organism in Eukaryota, Metazoa, Chordata, Aves, Galliformes, Phasianidae.